GAUUCGGGCUGUUGCGGACUGAUCUGUGCUGAGACAUGGACUCUUGGAUUUGGAGGGCUCUGGAGUGGAGGCUGUCUGGAGGGCUGGAUUUAAGGUGCUUACAAAAUGGUGAGUCAGGCUCUCUGUCAGCAGGAUCGACUGCAGCUCAUCGCAGAGAAGAGGAAGUGGCAGACAGAGAUCGAGAACAAGAAACGUCAGCUGGAGGAUGACAGGAGAGCUCUGCAGCACCUGAAGUCGAAGGCUCUGAGGGAGCGCUGGCUGCUGGAUGGAGCUCCUUCUGCUGGACUAGAACAGGAUGAAGUCAAGAGACAACUGGAGCAGGAUGAGGCCAAGACCAGGAGCCUGGAGGACACCAUCAACAGGUUGGAGCAGGAGCUGGUCAGUCUAGAAACUGGAGCUGUGUGUCAGACCAUAACACACACCACGGUGUCAUCAGGAUCAGUUCAAGAUGUAGCGGUCAAAGGUCACAGCAGCAGUCAGCAGGACAGAGCUGCGCCGUCAGGUCAGGUAGUCCAAGAGGUCAAAGUUCACAAAAGUCCUCGAAUGAACAAAUCGAGAGAGGGGACGGAGGAGGUGAAGAGAGCGAUGUACUCAGUGGAGAUUAAGGUUGAACGGGACAAACUGACGGGGGAAACCCGGGUCCUGUCCACUAACACCACACUUCCUGUUGACCUCUCUCAGCAAGGGGUCAAAGUUUACGAGGACGAGCAGAAAGUGGUCCAUGAGAUGAACGGUGAAGACGGCGUCCACCUGCUCAGCUCGUCCGAGGUCGAUGAGCUCAUCCACAAAGCCGACGAAGCUUCAAUGAUGUCACAGACUGUCGCCACGGUGACCUCGCUCCCGACAGCAGAGUUCCAGGAGGAGGCCGUGCCCGAGCCGCCACGUUCGGAGCCGCCGCCGCAGGUCGCGGUGGAGAUCACGGGGCUGGAGGCUAAACCUCAUGGCGAGCCGACCGUGGCCAAGGCCAGCGCCGAGAACCCAGUCACCAUGGUGUUCAUGGGAUACCAGAGCGUGGAGGACGAGGCAGAGACCAAGAAGGUGCUGGGGCUGCAGGGGACGGUGACGGCCGAGCUGGUGCUAAUCGACGACACUGACGGCCAAACAUCACCGGGAGGGGGAGGGAAGGAGGGGGUCGGCAGCGGAGCCCAGACGGCAGCACCGCCUCCUCCUGCCUCCACCGCCCCGCCACCGACCACCAAAGCUCCUGUGACGGCAACAGCCAGUAACGGGGAUACGGCGGGGGAGGUGGUGGGGGAGGUGGAGGGAGGAGCGGUGGAGAUAAAGAAGGAGAAGCAGCCGUGUAAGUGCUGCAGUAUUAUGUGAUCCUGCAGGGGGUGCUGCUUUACAAUAUAAUACAGUAAUAUAAUAAUAAAAACGGAGACUUUCCAGAACAAAAAACUACAUGAACUAAACUCCACCCACUGCCCUAAACCUCGCCUUUAACAACAUGACAUCACUUCCUGUUCCCUGUCGCUUCAUUCUCAUCUGCUUUGUAAGACCUGUCAUUACUUUUUUCUAUUUUCUUGAGGCUUUUUUACUUUUGUACUCCUCAUGUCUCCGGUUGUGUCACCUGAUGCGUCUGAUUAGCAUUACUAUUAACAUUAGCGUUAGCGUUAGCAGUCCCGAGAUUUGUAUCAUUGACCCGCUCUCUCUCUUUUGAAGCUCCGUCAUAUAAACCAGUGCAUUAACUUGAGAGUGUAUUUAUUUGACUCCUGCUGCAGAGUUUCUCUCAGUGAUUCGGUUGGUGGGAAAACUCUUUCAGCUUCUUUUGGGUUUUAUAAAAGAGAAAAUAAAAGUGACCCAACA
Xiphias gladius (swordfish) is the source of this 1806-nucleotide messenger RNA. RefSeq names its product paralemmin 1a (gene palm1a). Bases 106 to 1323 code for a protein of 405 amino acids. The record is from RefSeq and is a predicted model, not a curated record. Gene Ontology annotation, cellular component: membrane. Gene Ontology annotation, biological process: regulation of cell shape. The transcript is spliced from 11 exons. Lineage: Eukaryota; Metazoa; Chordata; Actinopteri; Istiophoriformes; Xiphiidae.